AUGUCUCUGCUUCUCAGCCAUCCCUCGAAGAUCUGCUUUCGGAAACCUGUGUUUUUAAGAUCUUCUCCUCUUCACUCUAAUGGCUUCUCAUCUUCUUCCUUGCCACAAACUCCUCCUUGUCAGAUUAUCGACGCGGAUCCUUGUGGAGCGGAUGUCGGAAGACUUAUCAUUAAGAAUAUUAGUGAUCGUUACUCCACUUAUCUGGAAAAGAAGGUGCCUAUGGAGUUGUUAGAUCCAAUGGUAACGAUCGGGGCAUCUCAUGGGUGGGUAGCUACUUUGAAGGACGACGGGAUCCUGCGUCUCCAAGAUGAUCUAAACCCGGCUGCAUCGGAUACAGAUCCAAAACGCAUUUCUCUGCCUCCUCUUAUGACUCUGCCUCAUUGCCAAACCCAAGUUGUGGCCAACGUGGUCAUGUCCUCGCCUUCUCCAGAGGGUGAAGACUGUGUUGUGCCUGUCAAGUUCUUGGGGCCUCAACUCAGCUUUUGCAGACCCGGUCAGAGUAACUCGGAGUGGAUCAACGUCAAAAUCGAAAACCCUUGCUUCUUCUCCUCCCCUGUCAUGUAUUCCAAGAAAGAUGACAUGUUUCGCAUACCUGGAUCUGGAUGCCACCUCAUCGGAUCAUGGGAUCUCCACGAACAUAGCAAGAACCCCAAGUUGCAGAGCCUUCAGUUUAUAAACCCUCCCAAGGUGAUGGAGAAGAAGUCCAUGCGAGUCCUUCUCGAUUCGUGCUACACAAGCGAACACUUGGUGGAGUCAAGAACCAGAGGUGAAACUUUCUUGGUUAAGCUCUACAAGAAGACCGCCAGGAUCAUCAAGGGUGUUGCCAAAAUGAAAACAGAGGUUUUAGUGGUUUUCAAGCUAGACGAGGUAGGAAACGCUGUUUUCACUAAAAUAAUGGGAGAUGUCAUUUUCCUCUCAAAGUCUGAACCUUUCUGCCUCCCUGCUAGCUCCUUUCCCGGCAUGUACCCUAGCACCGUCAGAGAUUUAGAUGUCCACGAAUCAGCAUAUGUCAAUUUGCCAACAUUUACCUCAGUUAAUAAUAUAAUUUAUAGAGACGGUUCAAUGGCCCCUUACUAUAUUCCACCACAAAAUAUAGACUAA
This is a messenger RNA of Thlaspi arvense, 1101 nucleotides long. NCBI's taxonomy places the organism in Eukaryota, Viridiplantae, Streptophyta, Magnoliopsida, Brassicales, Brassicaceae. The record is from the annotation of a GenBank genome assembly.